AUGAAGGUCAAGAAACACUCAGUCUGCCAGACCUGCCGAUCGAGGAAGAUUGGGUGUGAUGGAAAAAACCCUGAAUGCACCCAGUGUCAUCUAACAGGACGAAAAUGUCCUGGAUACCCCGUUGAGUGGUCUUUCGUUGAGCAGAGCCGACCGGAGAGUUUUCAGGACAGAGGAUCACAGUCGAAAGUCCAGGAUCGAAACCUCCAUGCUCGAGAACUUUCAAGAUAUGCUCCACCACUCAGGGACCAGCAACCCGGGCCAUCCAACGAGUUUUAUCUGCACAGACCAACAGCAACUCACGACCUUAAAUUCGCCAACCUCAUUGGCCUCAUUAUACGGAGCUAUGUGCCUGACGAGGAGAUACGCCCCAGCAGGAAUAUUUCCCAUGAGCUGGCACCUCGCAUAUGUGGAUCUUGGGUCGAAGUGCUUCCCGAACUAAAUGAGUUGACUUGCAGCGAUGUCGUCUCCACUGCCUUGACUGCUUUAGGUACUUCAAUCAUGUCCCAAAAUCUCCCCGAGGAUGCUCUCAGUAUCGACAGCGCACGUAGCUACUUGGCAGCUAUUCAGACGAUGCAAAAAGCACUCGGUGCAGCCGAAAAUCACUCGGAUCGAGAACUCCUAGUAUCGAUCAUGUGCCUCAGCUUGGCCGAGAUCAUGUUUCCUGGGUCAUCUGAAGGCUUAACAGCGCAUACCAAUGCUGUUGCGCAGAUUCUCAAAGCCCAUGGACCGGAGCGUUACCAAACAGGGAUUCUGCAUAAGUUGUUUAUCGGCUUCCAUGAUAAAAGCCAUUCAGGAUCGGACGACGUCAUUCCUGCAUACAGUGGAUUGGAUCAGAGUCCCGUUCGCAAAAUUCAGCCCAUCCAUAAUGCAGAGGCUCCUUAG
Penicillium robsamsonii is the source of this 882-nucleotide messenger RNA. RefSeq lists its product as uncharacterized. Lineage: Eukaryota; Fungi; Ascomycota; Eurotiomycetes; Eurotiales; Aspergillaceae. Gene Ontology annotation, biological process: regulation of DNA-templated transcription. Gene Ontology annotation, molecular function: zinc ion binding; DNA-binding transcription factor activity, RNA polymerase II-specific. The transcript is spliced from 4 exons. The coding region runs from base 1 to 882 and encodes 293 amino acids. The record is from RefSeq and is a predicted model, not a curated record.